Messenger RNA from Podospora pseudocomata, 789 nucleotides. RefSeq lists its product as uncharacterized. The record is from RefSeq and is a predicted model, not a curated record. The transcript is spliced from 4 exons. The coding region runs from base 1 to 789 and encodes 262 amino acids. NCBI's taxonomy places the organism in Eukaryota, Fungi, Ascomycota, Sordariomycetes, Sordariales, Podosporaceae.
AUGUCAACAAACCCCCUCCAAGCUUCUCUCCCGUUUACCAUAUCGCAGACAUCUCCAUCUCACCAACGAUCUUGUACGCUGCUGCUCAAGAAAAGUACGGUAGAACCGACACCGUUGGCGGCUGGUCCUCGUCUCGUCUGUCUCUCGCUGCUCCGCCGUCCCGUUGCAAGCUUGUCUGCACCUCGCUGCACCACCGACCCCAGACUCCACGCGCAAUUGGCUGGGCCCUUGAAGCAGCGCCAGCACAUCAAGCACCUCGAGCAAUCCCAGCCGCUCCUGGACAACAACAAAGUCUCCCAUAGGCUCUGCCAGUCACCCAGCCUGUGUCCGAGGUCCGCUUCCUGCCAGAGAAGAAUCCAAGAAGGCCAGGUGUGCGCAUCACAUUGCGACCAGUCCUCUGGAUCCGCCCCCAAAACCGCUCGAACUCGGCAUUGGAUUCGAGCUUGGAGGACCUACUUUGUACAAGCUAGCUUCGAGGAGGCCACCGCCUAUCCCGCCGCCGUCUUCCAUCUUCUUCCCAUCGCCUCGCAUCCCACCGCCCUCUCCGGCCGACACCAGCAGGAGGAAGUUGACUUCCAGGUUCUGUUUAUCGACGCAAACUGCCCCGCUGCCGAGAGAAUCCCUGUCCGCCUUGCUCCUAUCAACAACAGCCGUCCGUCUCAUUGCGCCGCCACUCACUUUUUCUCCUUCGACAGGCCGCCCGCCACUCAGCCCCAUCGAUUCUGUGCACCUGUUCUGCUUCUCUGCUCACAUUCCCGCAUUCUGAUGAUUCUGGACUGCGACUGUUAA